Messenger RNA from Rhopilema esculentum, 3309 nucleotides. RefSeq lists its product as uncharacterized. Gene Ontology annotation, cellular component: endomembrane system; membrane; mitochondrial envelope. Gene Ontology annotation, molecular function: peptidyl-prolyl cis-trans isomerase activity; protein folding chaperone; protein binding. NCBI's taxonomy places the organism in Eukaryota, Metazoa, Cnidaria, Scyphozoa, Rhizostomeae, Rhizostomatidae. Gene Ontology annotation, biological process: protein folding; negative regulation of apoptotic process. The record is from RefSeq and is a predicted model, not a curated record.
CUUGCCUGAUACCGAGGGGACAGGUGAGCGAAAUUUCUUGUUACUUGUCAAUGCUCAAGUAUCAAAUGCACGUUACAUUCGUGCCUUUUAUCUGAUAAAGCAGUGGAAGAAGGGAGAGACUCUUAUCAAAAAAUACCAUGGAGAGUACCGAUGUCAACGGCAGUAAUAAUGUUGCUGAAGAGCAAGGAGUUGUGACUGAAAACUCAUCAUCACUGGGCGAUGUCUCAAAAUCAAAUAUCGAAACUGCUGCUAACAUUCCAAGAGAUAAAAGCGAUAAUGGGAUGUCAGUUAAAACACCUGGCCAGGCCAAUGAUAUGGGAGAUGGCGAAGCAGAAAAGGAUAAAAUGAUUGGGAACGAAAUGGCCAAUUCUGUAGGCCCAGAUGCAGAUGAACAAAUAGUGGAAAAUGAUAUUGACUCUACCGUAGAAAAUCAAACUGUACACGAUGAUAUGCAAUUAAGUAAUGAACAUGAAAAAAGUGCUGAGAUUCAUGUUGGUGUGACAAACGAAAGCAAACAAAGCGAAGAAGAUGUAGAAAAUGGACAUGAAAUAGUUGCCAACAGAGAGGACAAUGGUGUGACGAAUGAAAGUGAACAAAGCGAAGAAGAUAUGAAAAAUGGACAUGAAGUAGUUGCUAAAAGAGAGGAUGUUGGUGUGACGAAUGAAAGUGAACAAAGCGAAGAAGAUAUGGAAAAUGGACAUGAAGUAGUUGCCAAAAGAGAGGAUGUUGGUGUGACGAACGAAAGUGAACAAAGCGAAGAAGAUAUAGAAAAUGGACAUGAAGUAGUUGCCAAAAGAGAGGAUGUUGGUCUUCUUCACAAUGAGGCUGGGCAAGACCACAGUAGUACAGUUGAAGAGAAUAAAGAGGCUGUGAUUGAGUCAAAAGACACUGACCAACUGUUGAAUGAUGCUGGUGAUGAAGCUGAAGAAGCUCUUGUCACUGACAAUGUUUCCAAUGAUGUAAAAGAAGAUCUUGGCUCAGAGGAUUGUAAUAUUACAUCUAGUUCCAUUCGCACAGAACCUAGCCAGAGUAUUACAGAAGUGCCAGAAACAAUUGACCACACUAUUACAAAAACACAAGAACUGGAUGGUGACAAUGAUAACACUGAAUCAACCCAGCAAGCUGACAAAAAAAUGGACGAAGAAGUCAAAGAAUCUGCUGUUGAAAGUGAAGCAAGUGUUGAGGAUGCAGAAAUGCUGCUAAAUGAAAAACCUAAGGAAAAUGAAUGGCUUGAUAUGCUUGGAAAUGGUUUAUUAAAGAAAAAAGUAUUAGUACCAGGUAAAGGUCCUGAUUCAAGGCCAAAACCAGGAGAUGAAGUUACAUUAAUUGUUAAUGGUGAGUUAAAAGAUGGAGCUAAAUUGAAAGAGGAGAAAAUUGUCUUUAUAAUUGAUGACAGGGAUGUGAUUCAAGCUUUAGAAAUGGCAGUUGCACUAAUGGAGGUUGGAGAGAAAGCACUUUUGUAUACAAACUCAAAAUAUGCAUAUGGUCCAUUUGGAUGUGAUGAAACGGAACCAGUUAUACCAAAAAACUGUGAUAUUACAUAUGAAGUAGAAUUAAUAGCAGUCACCGAAGGUCCAGAUAAAGAACAAUUGUCUAAUGCUGAAAGAGUUGAAAUUGCAGAUAAAAAGAGGCUCAGAGGAAAUAGCUUGUAUACAAGAGGAGACUUUGGUGGUGCAAUUGAAUGCUACAAAAGAGGACUUAAGUAUUUAGAAGGGUCUGCUAGUGAGGAAGUCAUUGAAAUGAAAGUUAAAUGCCAGAAUAAUUUAUCUGCUUCUCAGCUCAAGGUCAAUGCUUUUCAAGCAGCAUUGCAAUCCUGUAAUAAUGUCUUGAGGUUGCAGUCUGAAAAUGUUAAGGCAAUAUUCAGAAAAGCAAAGUGUCUUGAGGCAUUAGGUGAUACAAGAGAGGCUUUGAAGUGCCUCAAAGAAGCCUCAAUGCUUGAUCCCAAUAAUAAAUUGGUCCAUAGUGAGCUUACUCGUGUAGGUAAAUAUGUCAAACAGAGCAGCCAAAAGGAGAGUGAUAUGUACAAACGAAUGGUAGAAGGUUUGAAGAAAGAGAAGCCAAAAGAUGAAACAACUGAUGACAGCUUCUCAUUUAAAGUCAUGGUUGGCACACUUCUUGUUGUAGGUAUGGGAGUUUUAGCUGGAUUUCUUUGGAACAAGCACUAGUUAUUCAGCCAGAAUGCAAGGGUUUACAUCAGUCAGUUAUUGAAUUCCGCAGCUUAUAACAUUUGAAUUUGGAAUAUAUGUCGUAAAAUUAACACCUUGAUGGCUGUUACACACAUGGCUUCUUUUAGUUGAAUUAUUAUUUUGAUGAAUGAAUAAAAAGCCAGUCACCCAUAGUUAAAACUUUGGCUUGAUUCUGUAAAGCAAGACAUAAAUUGUGACUUGUUUAUCAGUUGAAGUUGGUGUUAACAGUGCAAUCUGUAGAUACAAUUUUUUUUGUCAAAAGAACAUUGCUAUUCAGACUAGUACCCUUUACCCAAGCGGCAUUGUUACCACAAAGCUAAGCUGAUCUUGUUUUUUAAUCAACCUGGUUACCACCAGGACCCUGUUCUGCAUAUAGUUUCAGGAGAAGUUCUUUUUCCAAAUUAAGGUUCUCAAAAUCCUAUCCAGUUUUGGGAUUAAAUAGCUUUGAAUCUUUGAUUAUAUGUUUUUUGAGCAGUGUAUUCAACACCUAAAAUCUCAAGUAGAAUUACUUCAUUGUAUUAUACCAACUUAGGCAUUCCUUUAACAUUUAUGAUGCCAAAGAAGCUGAUUUCAAUAUUACAUAUUCAAUUGUUUACUUUCCUUCAAAUUUGGUAAACUAUUUAAAGUAAACAGGUUUCAUCUCAUCAUCUCUUUUAAAAGUUCUAUUUUUUCUGAAAAUAGCUUUUUUACCCUGUAGAUGUAAAGUUUGUGUUUUAAAGUAAUGAAUAAUGCAGAAAACUUUUGCUAUCAAGGAACAUAACUUUACAUAAUUAUGUUUGAAUGAAUGUCAAUUAUGAUGAAAUCUACCUUUACUUGCUCUGAAUACAAGUCCCUAUAUUCUUUACAUGGCAUAAUUGUGACCACCAUCCUGUUAAUGAGUAUAGUUUAGCUAUUGUCUCCCUUUUUCAAGAUAAUCUAGAGUCUUGUUUUUAAUAAUUCUUAUAUAUUAUUUGGCUAAUACAGAGUCCCCGUAGGACUUAACUGCAUUUUUCAGAUUUGAGUUGAGCAUGCUUAGUAGCAAGAUUUGCUCCAUUGUUUAAAUGUGUAGCAAAAACUUAUAUUGGAUUACUUGUUUUGUAUUGUCUUAGUUGUGUAUAGCACAGUUUCAAUUCAGCUUCAUCAA